Vicugna pacos (alpaca) is the source of this 3273-nucleotide messenger RNA. RefSeq names its product ligand of numb-protein X 1 (gene LNX1). The record is from RefSeq and is a predicted model, not a curated record. Lineage: Eukaryota; Metazoa; Chordata; Mammalia; Artiodactyla; Camelidae. Gene Ontology annotation, biological process: ubiquitin-dependent protein catabolic process. Gene Ontology annotation, cellular component: cytoplasm. Gene Ontology annotation, molecular function: metal ion binding; protein binding; ubiquitin-protein transferase activity.
GCCUGACUUGGCAGCCUCAAAGGUGAACAAAAGGGUCCUGGCUUUGGCAAGAGCAGAGGGAAGUUGGAGGGAGCCUCAGCCCCAUCCAAACCAUAAUAGAGUUGUCGCCAAUGCCCCUGGGUGGCUGCUCUGUGGGGACCGCGCUCCCCGGGUGUCCCCAGGGACUGCUCUCAGAUGUACAGGUCAGCUCUGUGCAGAGGCCUGCAGAAGGGGCAGAGGAUGAGCUGGUGAACUCCAAGGCGGAGUGGUUCUCAUGCAUGUCUGGAAGACGGUGCACAGGGAAGAGAAGGAGAAUUUCCCUGGGCCACUGCUGAGUCAGAAAAACUCAGCUCCCAAAUGGACUUUACCUGGAGGCCUCCUGUGGCUGGGAACUGAUGCGCAAUCCAGCAAAGGCACCUGUUCGCCGAGGUGGAGGCUGGUCACUGCUCCUCGAGUGGCCCGAGGAGCUGCUGGAUUCACCCACAAGGCGGGAGAGCUGCUGGGUUGCUGCUGCUUUGAGAGCCCCAGGCAACACUUGGGAAGGUUAGUGGAUGGCUCCAGGAAGACCUUGAUUUGCUCCCGAGGAAGCUGUGUUUUCGUGGGUUGGCUUCCGGUCAUACUGCCUCGCCCCCACCCAGCCGACCAUGAGCCAGGCAGAUCCUGCCGAUGACCCAGAUCCCAGCCCCGCACCCCUGUGCGUGGCGUGCGGCCAAGCCCACUCGCCCGAAGAAAACCACUUCUACACCUACACAGAAGACGUGGACGAUGACCUCAUUUGCCACAUCUGCCUGCAAGCUUUGCUGGACCCUCUGGACACUCCCUGCGGACACACCUACUGCACGCUCUGCCUCACCAACUUCCUGGUGGAGAAGGACUUCUGCCCCGUGGAUCGCAAGCCUCUGGUUCUGCAGCACUGCAAGAAAUCCAGCAUCCUGGUCAACAAGCUCCUCAACAAGCUUCUGGUGACCUGCCCGUUCACCGAGCACUGCGACGAGGUGCUACAGCGCUACGACCUUGAGCAUCACUUUCAAACCAGCUGUAAAGGUGCCUCCCACUACGGCCUGACCAAAGACAGGAAGAGGCGCUCCCAGGAUGGCUGUCCAGACGGCUGUGCUAGCCUCACGGCAGCAGCUCUCUCCCCGGAGGUUUCUGCGGCUGCCACCGUCUCCUUAAUGACGGACGAGCCCGGCCUGGACAACCCUGCCUACGUGUUCACAGCGGAGGACGGGCAGCCAGCAAGCAGCCCACUGGACUCUGGCCGGAGCAACCGAAUGAGGGCACGGCCCUUUGAGCGAUCCACCAUCAGAAGCAGAUCUUUUAAAAAAAUAAAUCGAGCACUGAGUGUUCUUCGACGGACAAAGAGUGGAAGUACAGUGACCAAUCAAGCUGACCAGGGCAGAGAACAUUCUGAAAACAUCACUGUCCCUGAUGUCUUUCCAAGGUUGUAUCACCUAAUUCCAGAUGGUGAAAUUACCAGCAUCAAGAUCAAUCGAGCAGAUCCCAGUGAAAGCCUCUCUAUUAGGCUUGUGGGAGGCAGCGAAACCCCGCUGGUCCAUAUCAUUAUUCAGCACAUUUAUCGUGAUGGGGCCGUCGCCAGAGACGGCCGGCUGCUGCCAGGAGACAUCAUCCUGAAGGUCAAUGGGAUGGACAUCAGCAACGUGCCUCACAACUAUGCCCUGCGCCUCUUGCGGCAGCCCUGCCAGGUGCUGCGGCUGACCGUGCUGCGGGAGCAGAAGUUCCGGACCAGGACCGACGGACAGCCCCUGGACACCUAUGGACCCCAGGGGGACAGUUUCCACGUGAUUCUUAACAAAAGUAGCCCUGAUGAGCAGCUUGGAAUAAAACUGGUGCGCAAGGUGGAUGAGCCUGGGGUGUUUAUUUUCAACGUGCUGGAUGGUGGCGUGGCAGACCGACACGGCCAGCUGGAGGAGAACGACCGCGUGUUAGCCAUCAAUGGACAUGACCUUCGGUACGGCAGCCCGGAAAGCGCAGCUCAUCUGAUUCAGGCCAGUGAAAGGCGCGUUCACCUCAUCGUGUCCCGCCAGGUUCGGCAGCAGAGUCCUGACAUCUUUCACGAAGCCAGCUGGAACAGCAACGGCAGCCAGUCCCCAGAGCCAGGGGACAGAAGCAACUCUCCCAAGCCCCUCCAUCCUGCGGUCACUUGUCAUGAGAAGGUGGUAAGUGUCCGAAAAGACCCCAGCGAAUCACUCGGCAUGACGGUUGCAGGGGGAGCGUCCCACAGGGAGUGGGACUUGCCAAUCUAUGUCAUCAGUGUUGAGCCUGGAGGAGUCAUAAGCAGAGAUGGAAGAAUAAAAACAGGUGACAUUUUGUUGAAUGUGAAUGGGAUUGAACUAACAGAGGUCAGCCGGAGCGAGGCAGUUGCUUUAUUGAAAAGCACAUCCUCCUCGGUGGUACUUAAAGCUUUGGAAGUUAAAGAACAUGAGCCUCAGGAAGAUUGCAGCAGCCCAGCAACCUUGGACUCCAACCACAACAACACAGCCCCACCUGGUGACUGGUCCCCCUCCUGGGUCAUGUGGCUGGAAUUACCACGGUACCUGUGUAACUGUAAAGAUGUUGUAUUGCGAAGAAACACAGCUGGAAGUCUGGGCUUCUGCAUUGUAGGAGGUUACGAAGAAUACAGUGGGAACAAACCUUUUUUUAUCAAAUCCAUUGUUGAAGGAACACCAGCAUACAAUGAUGGAAGAAUUAGAUGUGGUGAUAUUCUUCUUGCUGUCAAUGGUAGAAGUACAUCAGGAAUGAUACAUGCUUGCUUGGCAAGGAUGCUGAAAGAACUUAAAGGAAAAAUUACUCUCACUAUUGUUUCUUGGCCUGGCACUUUUUUAUAGACUCAGUGAUGGGUCAUAGGAAAAAGGAAAUCACAAAUAAGCUAAGUUGAAACAUUUAUCUUGUCAAUUUUUGUAUUUGAAGGCUACACUGUAAAAAUGUAAAUGUUAAUGUCAGGAAGAGUAUAAUCGAAUGAAAGCCACACCUCACAAAAUAUAAUUCUCAAAACAUAAACAUUACUAAUAGUUUUUAUUCAGUGUAGAGAAUUUUUCAUUACUCUACAACUUUAAGUUUAUAUAUUUCUAGUCAUAAAAAGCUCUUAAAUAGCUGAAAUGGUCUGUUUGCCACCAAUGAAUUCAAAUCAUACACUUAAAAAUUUGGUAUAUGCUGAGGUCUGCAAAGGUACAUUAUGGGCAUUUUAAAAACAAUUUACAGACAGAGGACUUUGAAAGUGCAUUGUUGAAAAAUGUUCCUUUCAUCAAAUGAGAAAUAAAUAUUUUUCAAAACUUA